AUGUUACCUUUUGGUGAAUGGAGUAAAGAUCAUAGUAUGGUGUUAUAUCCUUACACUGGGAACAAUUAUAUAGUACGAUCACAUGAUCAGUUUAUUGCUGUUGUCAAAGAAGCCUCCAGAAACUCAACAGAACAUCGUCCAGUGGUAACGGACGAAAUGUUAGAUGAAAUAUGGAUACCACAUAAUAUGAGAGUUACCUAUAAUGAUUCAAUCAUGGCUGUUGACGAUUAG
This is a messenger RNA of Didymodactylos carnosus, 231 nucleotides long. NCBI's taxonomy places the organism in Eukaryota, Metazoa, Rotifera, Eurotatoria, Philodinida, Philodinidae. The record is from the annotation of a GenBank genome assembly.